UCACAGGAAGUUGCGUGAUUAUUUCCGUCCGGCUUUACGCUGUGUGGCUUCACAGUAUUUGGGUUUCCAGCCAACUGACUGCUGCCGUGUACUGGAGGGGGUUCGGCUGAACCGGUUUACUUUUUCAAACACUGGAGACUCUUGGUACGGUGUACAGCCAUGUCUCCAUCAGUACCCCUGCAGGAGAUGAUCCGGGCCAUCAGGUCAGCGAGGACGCAGUGUGAGGAGCGGGGUGUCAUCCAGAGGGAGUGUGCAGCCAUCCGGGCACAGUUCAGACAGUCUGACAAUGGGGGGCGAUCGCACAACCUGGCCAAGCUGCUCUACGUGCACAUGUUGGGCUACCCUGCCCACUUUGGUCAGAUGGAGUGUGUGCGAAUGAUAGCCAGCCCUCGCUACAGUGAGAAGCGUGUGGGAUAUUUGGGAGCCAUGAUGUUGCUGGAUGAGAAGCAGGACGCCAGCUUGCUCAUCACCAACUCCAUCAAAAAUGACCUUUCUCACAGUAACCAGUACGUGCAGUCUCUGGCUCUGUGCACGCUGGCCUGUAUGGGAUCUGCUGAGAUGUGCAGAGAUCUGGCACCAGAGAUAGACAGGCUGCUCCGAGCCUCCAACUCCUACAUUAAGAAGAAGGCUGCUCUGUGUGCUGUUCACAUUGUGAGAAAAGUCCACGAUCUGGGGGAGAUGUUUGCCCCCGCAGCUCGAUCCCUCCUUGCUGAGAAGAAUCACGGUGUGUUACAUGGUGCUGUAGUGCUCAUCACUGAGCUGUGUGAGAGGAAUCUAGAGACACUGGAGAAAUUCAGAAAGGCAGUGCCAGAUCUGGUUCAGAUAAUGAAAGGUCUGGUCAUUUCGGGUUAUUCUCCAGAGCACGAUGUGGCAGGAAUCAGUGAUCCCUUCCUACAGGUACGCAUCUUGAGGUUGCUGAGGAUUCUCGGUCACAACAACGAGGCAGCCAGUGAUGCUAUGAACGACCUCCUUGCUCAGGUGGCGACCAACACGGACAGCACUAAGACUGUGGGCAACGCUGUGUUGUAUGAGACCGUUCUUACUGUGCUAGACAUCAAAUCAGAAAGCGGACUCAGGGUUCUGGCUGUGAAUAUUCUGGGAAGAUUCCUACUGAACAAUGACAGGAACAUUCGGUACAUCGCCAUGAUCUCUCUUCAGAAGAUUGUUGGGACAGAUCAUAAUGCAGUGCAGCGCCACCGGGGAACCAUAGUGGACUGCCUGAAGGACCAGGAUGCUUCUGUCAAGCGCCGUGCGCUGGACCUCUCCUUGGCGCUAGUGUCGGCCUCCAAUAUCCGCUCCAUGAUGAAGGAGCUGCUCAUCUUCCUGUCCUCAUGCCCUCCUGAGCUCAGGUCCCAAGCUGCCAGCGGCAUAUUCAUCGCUGCAGAGAGGUAUGCGCCCUCCCAGCGCUGGCACAUUGACACCAUCCUGCAUGUCCUCACCACGGCAGGGGGCGACGUCAGAGAUGAAACUGUGCCCAACUUGAUCCAGCUUAUCACCAACGCCUCAGAGCUGCACUGUUACACUGUCCACAAGCUGUACCGGGCUCUGCUCACUGACAUCUCUCAGCAAUCCCUGGUGCAGGUGGCUUGCUGGUGUAUAGGAGAGUAUGGAGACCUGCUGCUGAGAGGAGAGUGUCAGGAGACUGAACCUGUUCAGGUCAGCGAGGACGACGUCCUGGAUGCCUUAGAAACGGUUCUGCAGUCCCACAUGUCGUCCCCGGCGACCAGAGGCUUUGCCCUCACCGCCACAAUGAAACUGAGCACACGCAUCACUGACAAUGUGGAUCGCAUCAGGAGCAUCGUCAGCAUCUAUGGCAGCUGUAUAGAUGUGGAGCUCCAGCAGAGGGCAGUUGAAUAUAAUGCUCUGUUCAAGAAAUAUGACCACAUGAGGGCAGCGGUGCUGGAGAGGAUGCCUGUGAUAGAAAAGAACACCACGGGUCAAACCAACGGUGAGUCAACAGGGGAGCCCAUCAAGGAAAUCCAAUCAGUCAAAGUCAAGCAGGGAGAGCCUCUGCUGCCCCAACCACCUGCUAACCAGGUGUGUGACCUGUUGGACCUGCUGGGAGGCUCUGAGGAGACUCUACAGCCCAGCCCAGCAGCAGGAGGCACAGCACCGGGCCUGCCCACCAACACAGCCAGCACUGCCGGUGGAGACCUCCUGGAUCUGCUCGGAGGGUUAGAGCCCACCCCCCUCGCUCCAGCUCCCACAGUGCAGGUGUAUGAGAAAGAUGGUGUGACUCUGACAAUGAGUUGUGAGAAACAGUCAGCCACGGGCCUCACAGUCACGCUCACAGCCUCCAACUCCACCGAGUCAGACAUCAGCAGCCUCACCCUGCAGGCUGCAGUGCCCAAGAGUGUCCAGUUACACAUGAAGGCCCCCAGUGGGGACUCUCUUCCUGCUCGAGGCGCAGCUAAGGUAACCCAGAUGGUGGUCCUCAACAACCCAAACAAGGUGAACCUGAAGAUGAGGGUCCGUAUAUCUUACAGCAGCAAAGGAUCAGCCUUUCAGGAUACAAUCCAGAUUGACGCCUUCCCUGGACUCAGUGCUGCCGGCCACUGACAGCGGCCAUUCAGUCCGACAGGACUGUGACGACAGUGUGUGGAUGAGUCAGCAGACAUCGCCCUCACUGACGGAAGGUUUUCUUUUCCUGCUGUCGCACCCUCUACACUACAGUCCAAGCUGCUGUUUCUUGAAUUCCUGAUUUUGUGGGUGUUUUUAUGGCUGAAGAACACUGUUCUGUCACAGGAAAUCACAGCCUCGUACAUUAACUCAGUUUCUCACUCCUCUGGAUUCCAAUUGUAAAUGUGACUGAUGACGCAAGCUUUGGAAUAUGCGAGCAUUACUUGGAGAAUAUUCAGUUUUUCUUGGGUUUUUGCAAUUACGUCUGUAAAAUUCGUAUCAUUCAGGUUUUUAAGCUGCUAAAGCUGAUUGUAGUUGAUGUUUAACUCCAUAUUUAUUAUUCAUGUGGCUUCAACAAGCUGUCCUCACGUGACACUCCCUUUGAUAUGAUUUCCUUUAUAAAAUAUUUGCCUUGACGGUCUUCACGUUGUUGAAAAGCAGCUAAACACUCACUAAUGAUCCACUACUACAGUUGCAAAAUGCUCAAAUUCAUUACUCUUGACUUUAUUCAGAAACUUAAGGACAUGAAUUUGAAACACCUCCUUAUGUCUUGCAGUCACAUGUCUUGUGUUUCUCCUACUUUUUAUGCGUCAUACAACUCAACAGUUCAAAGAAUCCGCCUCCUUAGUCAUUCCCCUGUGCCUUUUACCCCCUCAAAAACGGUUCUUUUCUAGUUUAGUUUUGGGGGCCAGGAACUGGUUUUUAAAUGUAGGUUAUAAAACAUGUUUUUAUUCCUCCCAUUCAAGCAACACUUCCUGACCAAUAUCCCCUUGCCUGUUGUUUACAAAGGCUCCCGAGUCAUUUUAUUAUAUGAAGACUGUGUAUAGUGAUACAAGAAAUGACGUGGGCAUGAUACUGUCUGCAAGAUGUACAGUAUAUUUUACAUAUUAAUUAUAUGAGCACAAUUUUAGAAGGGGGAACUCUCUAAUACAAGCCUUUGUUGUAGAAGGACAGAAAAGUGGGCUGUAAAACGUGUAUCAGAUUAAUUUGAUAACUCAUCUCAUAAUUGUAGACCUGUAUUCAAAACGAUUCUGGAUGUCAGUAAUGGUGCUCUAAAUGGUUUUCAGUAUAAUCACAAGCAGACUGAUUCAGAUCCCUACCUUAAUUAAACUGUAAAGAGGAGACCAGGAGGACUAUUCUGUCAGAUGUCAUUAAAUCUUCAGUUUCAUGUCAUUUUCUAAUAAAAAUCAGUUUUCAGAA
Acanthopagrus latus (yellowfin seabream) is the source of this 3819-nucleotide messenger RNA. It is a transcript of the gene ap1g2, whose product is annotated as adaptor related protein complex 1 subunit gamma 2. Gene Ontology annotation, molecular function: clathrin-cargo adaptor activity. The coding region runs from base 160 to 2559 and encodes 799 amino acids. Gene Ontology annotation, cellular component: membrane coat; Golgi apparatus; AP-1 adaptor complex. Gene Ontology annotation, biological process: receptor-mediated endocytosis; Golgi to vacuole transport; intracellular protein transport. The record is from RefSeq and is a predicted model, not a curated record. The transcript is spliced from 22 exons. Lineage: Eukaryota; Metazoa; Chordata; Actinopteri; Spariformes; Sparidae.